This is a messenger RNA of Hylaeus anthracinus, 10076 nucleotides long. RefSeq names its product neurogenic locus Notch protein (gene N). Gene Ontology annotation, molecular function: calcium ion binding; Notch binding. The coding region runs from base 517 to 8040 and encodes 2507 amino acids. The record is from RefSeq and is a predicted model, not a curated record. Lineage: Eukaryota; Metazoa; Arthropoda; Insecta; Hymenoptera; Colletidae. Gene Ontology annotation, biological process: cell differentiation; Notch signaling pathway; multicellular organism development. Gene Ontology annotation, cellular component: membrane. The transcript is spliced from 14 exons.
CGUACAUUAAUUUUUAUUUAAAACGAUUCCCUCAACAGUAACAAAUAAAAAGCCAUUCGAUUAUUCAAUUCGUAAAUUGGCGGUAAAACGUUUAAAUUCUUCGUUCAAAAGAUUCUGUCGCCAAGAGAAAAGUAGAUGCGCGCGACGGUCCCUUUCUUAUGUAGCUGAUUUCCUAUUGGCUCUCACGGUCCGCCAUCCCAUGGUGGCGUAGUGAUACAGCCCUUGGAGGCAGGUGCGCGCGCACUGGGGAACUACUUUCAGCGCGUUAAGCGAACAAUAGGGAUACCAGAAGUGUUUCGGACGCGGUCGUGUUCGUAUACGGUUGCCGCAUGUUUUUUUCUCGUGCUAGCUCGCGUGAACGUGUAUACACUUUUACUGGACGGUGUCGGAGGUGACAUAGAUUUCGGACGAUGUGCGUGGUCAAGUGACGGUACGCGGAUCUUACACUGAAGUGCACCGAAGUGUUGGUUCUGUCUAGUGUGUGCGCCCGGGCCCCGAUGAGUGUGUGUCUACCCGAUGUGUGUGGAUAAAAUUCACGGCAUCAUGUUGUUGCCACGCCGAAAAUUGGAUUACGCAUCGAUGGCGUUUCUCCUCUUGCCCCUGCUCGUGCUUGCGACCCUGCCCGCAGUAUCCGGUUUUGUGUCGUGUUCGCCGAGCCCCUGCAAGAACGGAGGAGUGUGCGUGUCAUCGCCACGCGGCGAGUCGCAUUGCAAUUGCACGUCGAAGUACGUGGGCGAGUACUGUCAGCACCUGAACCCUUGCCACACGGGUCCACGUUGCCAAAAUGGCGGCUCCUGCAGGGUGAAGGAGAGCAUCGGGGGUGGAACACCGUCGUUCACCUGUUCCUGCCCCGUCGGAUUUACCGCGAGUCUCUGCGAGAUACCGAUCGAGAACGCAUGCGACUCAUCGCCGUGUUUGAACGGAGCCACUUGCAAUCUGAAGUCGUUGCACGAGUACGUUUGCACCUGCGCCACCGGGUACACAGGCGAGCACUGCGAGCGACAAGACCACUGCGCCUCGUCGCCAUGUAGAAACGGGGCCGAGUGUCGGUCGCUGGAGGACAGCUACAAGUGCACGUGCGCACCAGGUUUUACGGGGCCGAAUUGCGCGGACGACAUCAACGAAUGCGACAGGGACCCGUGCAAAUACGGCUCCUGCACGAACAUUCACGGAUCUUACAAAUGCAUGUGCUCGACCGGAUACACUGGCCAGAAUUGCGAGAACGAGUAUAUUCCCUGCAACCCAUCGCCAUGUAAAAACGGAGGCACGUGUCGUCAGAUGAGCGAAUUGGAGUACGAAUGCAAGUGUCCCGAAGGAUUCCGAGGCGAGCAGUGCGAGGAGAACAUCGACGACUGUCCAGGAAAUCUCUGCCAGAAUGGCGCGACCUGCAUGGACAGAGUGAACGAAUACUCCUGCCUGUGUCCGCCGUCGUACACGGGCACGCAAUGCGAGCUGGACGUGGACGAGUGCUCGGUGAGACCGUCGUUGUGCCACAACGGUGCCACAUGCACAAAUUCCCCAGGCAGCUACUCCUGCAUAUGCGUGAACGGCUGGACCGGGCCGGACUGCAGCGUCAACAUCGACGAUUGCGCAGGUGCCGCUUGCUUCAAUGGUGCGACCUGCAUCGACCGUGUUGGCAGCUUCUAUUGUCAGUGCACCUACGGAAAGACCGGAUUGCUGUGCCAUCUCGAUGACGCUUGCACUUCGAACCCCUGUCACGAAGGCGCGAUCUGCGACACCAGCCCCAUCAAUGGAUCCUUCACUUGCUCCUGCGCGACUGGUUACAAGGGGGUGGACUGCUCGGAGGACAUCGACGAGUGCGAGCAGGGAUCUCCUUGCGAACACGACGGCAUCUGCGUGAACACGCCCGGCUCGUUCGCCUGCAACUGCACGCAAGGAUUCACAGGACCAAGAUGCGAGACGAACGUGAACGAAUGCGAAUCCCAUCCCUGCCAGAACGACGGCUCCUGCCUGGACGACCCUGGAACGUUUCGAUGCGUCUGUAUGCCUGGCUUCACGGGCACCCAGUGCGAAAUCGACAUAGACGAGUGCGCAGCGAAGCCCUGUCUAAACGGCGGCGUGUGCACCGACCUGAUCAACUCCUUCAAGUGUACCUGCGCGAACGGAUUCGCUGGUGCCCACUGCCAGAUCAACAUAGACGACUGCGCGUCCUCGCCAUGCAAGAACGGAGGCCUCUGCCAGGACUCAAUAGCCAAGUAUACCUGCGACUGUCCACCAGGAUUCACCGGCGCCUCCUGCGAGACGAACAUAAACGACUGCCAGUCGAAUCCCUGUCACAGCGGCACAUGCAUCGACGGAGAGAACAGCUUCAGUUGCAACUGCUACGCGGGAUUCACGGGGAAGCUAUGCCAGAUCCAGAUCGACGAGUGCGAGAGCAACCCUUGCCAAUUCGGUGGUAGAUGCGAGGAUCGCAUAAACGGGUAUCAGUGCAUCUGCAGGCCCGGCACGUCCGGCACGAACUGCGAGGUGAACGUGAACGAGUGCUAUAGCAAUCCGUGCAGAAAUGGAGCGAGGUGCAUCGACGGUAUCAACAGGUAUUCGUGCGAGUGCGAGCCAGGUUUCACGGGCCAGCACUGCGAGACGGACAUAAACGAGUGCGCGAGCAAUCCUUGCGCGAACGGCGGCCGCUGCAUAGAUCUGAUAAACGGCUACCGAUGCGAGUGUCCUCGCGGCUACUACGACGCUAGAUGCCUGAGCGACGUGGACGAAUGCGCGAGCAGCCCGUGCGUGAACGGCGGCACCUGCGAGGAUGGCGUCAACCAGUUCAUCUGUCAUUGCCUACCGGGUUACGGCGGCAAGAGAUGCGAGGCGGACAUCGACGAGUGCGGCUCAAAUCCCUGCCAGCACGGCGGUUCUUGCAACGACCGCCUGAACGGGUACAGUUGCAAGUGCGUGCCUGGCUACGCUGGCACCAACUGCGAGACCAACAUCGACGACUGCGCGAACAAUCCUUGCCAGAACGGCGGCUCCUGCAUCGACCUUGUCAACGACUACAAGUGCGUCUGCGAGUUGCCGCACACGGGAAGGAACUGCGAGGACAAGCUCGACCCUUGCUCUCCUAACAAAUGUCUCCAUGGCGCCAAGUGUUCACCGUCAUCGAACUUCCUGGACUUUGCCUGCACCUGCACCGUCGGCUACACAGGCAGACUCUGCGACGAAGAUGUCGACGAAUGCGUGAUGACCUCCCCAUGCAGAAACGGCGCUACCUGCAGGAACACCAACGGCUCGUAUCAGUGCGUCUGCGCGAAGGGUUACGAAGGACGGGAUUGCAUCAUUAACACCGACGAUUGCGCUUCCUUCCCCUGUCAAAAUGGCGGAACGUGCCUGGACGGCAUUGGCGACUACACAUGCCUCUGCGUGGACGGUUUCAGCGGCAAGCACUGCGAAAUCGACGUGGACGAGUGUCUGUCGCAGCCCUGCCAGAACGGCGCCGUCUGCAAGGAGUACGUCAACUCCUACACGUGUCAGUGUCAACUUGGAUUCUCCGGGAUAAACUGUCAAACCAACGACGAGGAUUGCACGGACAGCAGUUGCAUGAACGGUGGCAAGUGUAUCGACGGCAUCAACAACUACACCUGCGUCUGCGAACCAGGAUACACAGGGUCGAACUGUCAGUACCGCAUCAACGAGUGCGACAGUUCGCCGUGUCUGAACGGCGCCACUUGUCACGACCACGUUCAGUAUUACACUUGUCACUGUACUUACGGUUAUACCGGGACGAGAUGCGACGAAUACGUGGACUGGUGCGGGAACAAUCCCUGCGAGAACCAGGCCACGUGCGUGCAAUACAAGAACAAGUAUCACUGCAACUGCUCCCCUGGAUGGACUGGAAAGGUUUGCGAUGUGGAGAUGGUCUCGUGCAAGGACGCAGCCAUCAGGAAGAGAGUACCCGAGAAGAACCUCUGCAAUAACGGGACCUGCGAGGACAUUGGUAACAGUCAUCGCUGCCACUGCCUCGAGGGAUACACGGGAUCGUACUGUCAAGAAGAAGUCAACGAGUGUGACUCCGCUCCGUGUCAGAACGGUGCCACAUGCAAGGAUCUGGUCGGCUCCUAUCAGUGCCAGUGUACGAAGGGCUUCCAGGGUCAGAACUGCGAACUCAACGUGGACGACUGCAGGCCCAAUCCUUGCCAAAACGGUGGCACCUGUCACGACCUCAUCAGUAAUUUCAGCUGCUCGUGUCCGCCUGGAACUUUGGGCUUUAUCUGCGAGUUAAACGUCGACGAUUGCGCUAUCGGGACUUGCCACAACAACGGAACGUGUACGGAUAAAGUCGGAGGCUUCGAAUGCAGAUGUCCACCUGGAUUCGUCGGCCCCAGAUGCGAGGGCGACAUCAACGAGUGUCUGUCGAAUCCGUGCACGUCUCCUGGGACGCAGGAUUGCGUACAAUUGGUCAACAACUAUCACUGCAACUGCAAGCCGGGUUACAUGGGACGCCACUGCGAGGUCAAGGUGAACUUCUGCGACAGCUCCCCCUGCCAAAACGGAGGAGUGUGCACGGCCAAGCAAGCUGGACACACAUGUCUCUGUCCUAGCGACUAUUACGGAAGCAACUGCGAAUUCGCUGGUUCGUAUUGUGAUCGUGAGCCAUGCUUGAACGGUGGUACUUGCAGAGUGGCCGAAACAGAAGUCGGGUACAGGUGUUACUGCCCUCCUGGAACCACCGGAACGCACUGCGAAAUAGACGCUAGAGACGAGUGCGCGAGCAAUCCUUGUCAGCAGUCCAACGCAGUCUGCAAGAACCUGCUUGGCGAUUACGCCUGUGAUUGUCCACCUAAAUGGACCGGCAAGAACUGCGAGAUUUACGACCCGAAUUAUAGCGGAGGAAUCUUCGGCAGAGCGAACUCGAACGGCCCGAAGAUCAUGAACGCGUACGACAUGGAUUUAAAAAUGGAAAGGAAGAAGUGCAUCGAGAACAGAUGCGAGGAGAAGUCUGGGAAUCAUCAUUGCGACGAGGAAUGCAAUAGGUAUGCCUGCAACUUCGAUGGAAAUGACUGCUCGCUGGGGAUCAAUCCGUGGCGCAAUUGCACGGCUCCCAUCAACUGCUGGGACGUGUUUAUGAACGAUGUCUGCGACGAGGUGUGCAACAAUGCUCAGUGUCUGUUCGAUGGAAGGGAUUGCGAGAGAAAACUGGCGCCUUGCAACCCCAUCUACGACGCCUACUGCCGCAAGCAUUACGCCAACGGACACUGCGACUACGGCUGCAACAACGAGGAGUGCAAUUGGGACGGUCUCGACUGCGACACGGAGCAACCAUCGUUGGCCGAAGGCGUGAUCUCCGUAGUCGUGAGGAUGGACAUGCAGACCUUCCGUUCCAACGUGGUGGCUUUCCUCAGAGACAUCGGCCACGAGUUGCGGACCACAUUAAGGGUGAAGCAGAAUGAGCUGGGCAACGACAUGAUAUACCCUUGGAAAAGAGAAGGAGAGACUAGCAUGCAAACGAACUUCUUCGGUCGUCCCACCACCAUAUACACCAACAGCGAGAGCGGUGUGAUAGCCUAUCUAGAAAUCGACAACAGAAAAUGCACCGUCACCCAGGGAGCCGUGUGCUUCCCUUCAGCAAACGAGGCAGCGGAGUACCUGGCAGCCACCGCGUCCAAGCAUUCCCUCUCACCAAACUUCCCCAUUGAGCAAGUUCGAGGAGUCGUGGGGCCCCAGGGGCCCGAUUACCCGGACACCCCGACGAACUACAAGUACGUCUUCAUCGGGGUCGUGAUCGUGGUGCUCGGAGGAAUGCUCGUGGGAGUACUGGUCACGGCGCAAAGGAAACGUGCGGUAGGCGUGACCUGGUUCCCCGAGGGUUUCCUACGCACAAGCAGCGGCAGCGGACAGCGUCGUAGAUCGCGCAGACGGGGACCUGAUGGACAGGAAAUGAGGAACCUGAACAAGCAACCAUCGGUGAACUGCAUGGACCUAGAUGUCGGGAACGGUCGGGUGCAACAGUGGUCCGACGACGAGUCCGACCUCCCGCCCUCGAAACGAAUGAGAGCCAUCGAGCCUGGAUACGCCAGCGAUCACACCGUCAUCACGGACUACGAGGAAACCGAGCCUCGCAUGUGGACGCAGCAGCACUUAGAUGCCGCUGAUAUACGAAGACCAGACGCUGGAGUACUGACACCUCCUAGUUUAGAACAUGGCCAAGACGUCGAUGCCAGAGGUCCCUGCGGGAUGACACCUUUGAUGGUGGCCGCGGUACGCGGCGGAGGAUUGGACACUGGAGAAGAGGAAGACGAGAGCGACGGGUCAGCUGCGAUGAUCGCCGAUCUGGUCGCCCAAGGCGCAGACCUGAACGCCACUACCGACAAGAGCGGCGAGACAUCUCUGCACUUGGCGGCUCGUUACGCGAGAUCUGACGCUGCCAAGAGACUUCUUGACGCUGGAGCCGACGCAAACUCUCAGGAUAACACAGGCCGAACGCCCCUUCACUCCGCCGUCGCGGCUGAUGCGAUGGGCGUCUUUCAAAUACUGUUACGAAACAGAGCGACAAACCUCAACGGACGCAUGCACGACGGCACCACGCCACUCAUCCUGGCCGCGCGUCUGGCCACCGAAGGUAUGGUCGAGGAUCUCAUUAAUGCUGACGCUGACAUCAACGCAGCCGACAACAGCGGGAAGACUGCUCUGCAUUGGGCCGCGGCUGUGAACAACGUCGACGCCGUGAACAUACUACUCGUCCACGGCGCCAACAGAGACGCCCAGGACGACAAGGACGAGACCCCGUUGUUCCUCGCUGCCAGAGAAGGCAGCUUCGAGGCCUGCAAAGCGUUGCUCGAUACGUUCGCCAACAGGGAGAUCACCGAUCACAUGGAUCGGUUACCCAGAGACGUGGCCAGCGAGAGAUUGCACCACGACAUCGUGAGAUUGCUCGAGGAACAUGUACCGAGAUCCCCGCAGAUGGUGACCGUGAUACCGAACGGUCCGCUCAUGGGAUCCCCAAACCACCCACAACUAAUCACACAUCCCACAGUGAUCGGUUCAGCGCCGAAGCAAGGGAAGUCGAAGAAACGACCGAAAACCGUCGCAGCGGGAAACCCAAACAGUCCAGAAUCGGAAGGUGGCGUGGUGGUGGUAAGGCGAAAGCCAUCGGUGAAGAAGCCGCCAGCGAAACGAGGUGCUCAGCCCCCAAACCAGGAGAUCCCUCAGGGAGCAGAGGGCGCGGAGGGAAACUUGCCCAGUCCCUACGACAGCGCGAGCCUGUACAGCAACGCUCUCCCUUUGGUGGGUCACACGGCCACGGCGAAGCAACCGCCUCCCUACGAAGAUUGCAUAAAGGGCCAGUCCAUGCAGGGCCUUCAACAACUAGGGCUGGACACCUUCACGACCAACUACGGGUUACCUAACUUUCACGACCAGCUCCUGGCGCCUCACCAGCGACAGGCGCAAGGCAUGGUGAACACUCUGUCGCCGCCCUAUAGCAACCAGUCGCCACCGCACUCUGUCCAAUCGAACAUGACGCUGUCGCCUCAGGCAAGCUAUAUGGGCUCGCCCUCCCCGGCAAAAAGUCGACCGUCUUUGCCCACGUCGCCCACACACAUUGCCGCCAUGCGACAGGCGACGCAUCAAAAGCAUGGGGGCAUGCCACCCGUGGGCUUCGACUUCGAAAAUCUUCCCUAUUCCUCGAGUCAGCAGCAGCAGCAGCAGCAGCAACAACAACAACAACAACAACAGCAGCAGCAGCAGCAGAUACAACAGACGCAACAGCAAAUCCAGCAACAGCAGCAACAGCAACAGCAAAGCACCCAACAGCAGCAGCAGCAACAGCAACAGCAACAGCAGACGCAACAGUACUACCAGUACUUGACACCGCCCUCUCAUCACUCAGGACCGGACGUGACGCCACAACACUUGAUGCAGGCCCCAGAGAGCUUCCCGACCCCGUCGCCGGACAGCCCUGGCCACUGGUCAUCUAGCUCGCCUCACUCGAACAGCGACUGGUCCGAGUGCAUGGCCUCGCCUAACGCCUAUAGUGCUGGCGGUGCUCACCAAAGCAACAAGGGCUCCGAGGCGAUCUACAUAUGAAACCAGGCGAUGCUCCCUUCCUCGCGCGAGUCGUAAGUCGUAAAGCCGUGGGAACCCGCAUGAACUGUGAUCGACUCGUCGAGUUCGAGGGUGAUUCUCGCCGGAUGUGUACGCGCAGAAACGCCUCCAGGGCUUCCCCUUAAAAUCCCAGGUCCAUGCACUCCGUCCAGGAGGUGGAAAACUCUGACAACCAAACCAGUUGCGUACAGAUGUAAAUUUGAUAGCCGUUACAGGAAUUACUCGAGUUAAGUUGUACAAAGUUCAACAGUGGUUAUGCAAAUGAUUAUUCAGUGUUCCUUGGGAAAUUUACAAGACACACUAUAUAGUUGCAUCGAGUGGCAAAGGAGUCCAUCUGCUGGUACAGCCCUAUGAUAUUCACAAUACGGAUUCGUUAUUUAGUUUCAGGCGUAAAUAUUCAAACGUCAGUUUGUCAUUAGUGCAGGCACUCUCUAACUAAACCAGCUUCACUGUUGAUUCGCUGCAUCUGCCGUAAGAGAAUCAAUAGAAGAUGUACAAAAAUAUCGAAUAGAAAAUAUAUAUUUUUAGGGCACAAUUUACAAUAGACUCCUAGGCAAAGACAUAGUAGAACGAUUAGAUCUGUUGUGAAUCGUGUGGCUUGGUUACCAGAGUCUUCUUCUCGCUGAACAAAGUGUAGAUACUCUCCCGUCAAGUCGCGGACGCGAUGACAUUGCUCUCGAGGUCAGCCCACGCACCGUAGCUACUCACACGAUAGAAAUAUAGAUAAACAAUUGUGCACCCCGAAGGGAUAUUUUUCUGGGUCGCUGUUUACACGUAACAUGGUUCAUCGUGCCUUUCUCAUAUUGUAACCGCGAGGCGGUUUAAGUGUACGACGGGAGAUUGAAGUAGCCACAGGGUGGUCCACAGGUUUCCGUACAGAGCCAAUUCUGUAGUUGGAAGUAAGACGAAAAUGUCAAGUGCAUAUCUGUUUCAGGUAUUUUAAUGUAAUUGAAAGAAAAUUAUUCGACGUAUUAUUCAUACAUAUUUCUGAAUGAAGCAAUAGCAAGGAAUCGGAACAGUAUAUUUUUAUAAAUAUUUUGAAAAUAAGGUGCUACUGUAGUAUACAAUUCUGAGUCGUAUUAAUCACCUGAUAACAGAGACAUUAUUUAUAUACUCUUGCACUGUAUCGCAUUAACGGUGCAAUUAUUAUCCUUUCCUAGACAUUUCAUAAUUUUAUCAUUGCCUUUUAGGAAAGCAUUUAUGAACCUAUACUUGAGAAACAUUAUCGCCUAAUCUUUAACUACGGAAGGUGUUUGGCUAAGUUUGCGGGAACUCGUGGGGAGAUAUCCUGUACAUAUAUUUUCAUUUUAUAUCAACCGAUCCAUUUACUCGUAUCUCAGCUCAAUGAACAAUGGUGCCUUCGACUUGCCACAGUGUGAAGACCCGAUAGACAGUUAAAGCGAUAAGGAACGAGACCUUGCUAUCUACAAUAGUAUUGUAUAUAGGACAACAUAUAUGGAGAGGCGGAAAAUCAUACAGCGCUACACAUGUAUUCGACGAGGACGACUAAUAGAGUGUAAUAUGUAAUAAUUCUAUUUAAUAUGUAACGCAAAACAGAGCACAUUUAUAAAUAAAAUAUCUGUAUCUCCGGGGGAGGUCGAACACCCGACACGGCGAGCCCGAAUCCGAGGAGAAUCUCUGCACCGCGCUAGAAUGAUAAACCGAGAAUCGUGCCUUCGAAUGUCGUAGGGUAAGGGAGUAAUGCUGUAGGUAAAUCUAUUAAAUUAUGUGUUUUUCUUUCCCGAUGAAACGCAGCGUUUCCAAAUGGCCUUUAACGAUUUAACGUUUAUUACCGAUUAGCGGGGAGAUUUAAUGUAAGAUAGGUGAAACGGUAAAUGAUUUGUACGGUCGACGGGAGUCUCAGAGAAAUCGUCUUCAUCCCGCGAAUAAUCGUUCCAUACACAGACAUUCCAUUCGCUUGGCGCUACCUCAUCUAUUCCUCGUAUACUCCUGUCGAAAUGCUUCGCCGACUAGGAUAACCGCGAAUCGCUCUAUGAAACUUUUGCCAUCUUAUGCAA